CGGUCUCACGAGCGCAGCAGGCAGGCGCAACCGCGAUAACAGGGCCGAGGAGGGGUCCACCAGUAGAAGGAGAUGAACAACUUUCCGCCAGGACUGCUGAAUCCUGGCGUGUCAACGCCUGCGUCCGUUGCUGCUGCUGGUUGGUGCGUCCGAGUUCUCGGCGUGGAGUGUCCGACCGGACGGGUGCUGAUUUUCAAUGUCUUCUUUACGGGUUACGGGGUGUGGAUGCUGCUCCCGCUUAGCAUAAUCCUGCUGCUAGUCUACCGGCUCGUUGGACCCCCCGAGGUAGACGAGCGGGAGGAGCUGCUGCGGCAACAGUGGGUGGAGCAUCGGCAGCGGUUCAAAUCGGGAGCGAAGCGCUCCACCCUGCGGGGGGUAAUCAAGAGCUCCUACCUAACCGAGCUGAGUGACAGAGGCGGCGGCGCCGGUGAUGCUGUCUCCGCGCCCGGCUUGCCGGAAUCGUCUUCUUCUCUCGUCUCACACGCUAACCCCGACGACGAUGACAUCGAUGAUGACAGCAGCUGGGAAGACGUGCGCGUUGCUGCUACCGCUGCCGCCGCCGCUGAACUUCCCCCGCCUCCUAGGGAAACGGUUUCCGUUUUGACAACGCCCGGGCCGACGCGUGUCACCAUCGUGGGAGACAGGGGAGGCGGCAGGAGCCACGGCGGCACUAGCGCCAAAGUUGGUGGUGCUGGCGAAGGCGGCGGCAGCGGCGGCAGGAAACGGCUCGCUGUGCUUACGUUGCACGCCGCGGGGCACAACCAUCGGACGUGCCUCGGUGGUCUUGAGCGGGAGGCAGCGAAGGACGAGGAGCUUGGCGCCGGGGGCGUGGUGUUUUAUCAUGUGGACACGCCCGGGCACGAGGAGGAGCAGGCGAAAGAUGUAGAGGCCAAGGCGCUAUCGCUAGAGGCGCAGGCAGCCCAGCUGCUUGAGGUUACCAUCCAGCUCGGCCUGGAAUGGUUCGUGGGUCUCGGCGUAGGGGCCGGAGCCAACGUUCUCCUGAGAUUCGCCUGCGAUAACCCCGGCAAAGUGGCCGGUCUUAUCCUAGCCAACGCAUCCGGCGAAGCCGCUGGCCGACGCGAGCGUAACGCGUGGUUGUCCCCCCGCUUCAGGCUAUCGUGGGAGAGCGACAUGAGGGCGGCGAGGGAAGCCCUGGUGCCUCUCAGCUUCCCGCCGCACUCUUCUCUGGGAAAUCGAUAUCGCGCCGGCCUGGGAACCAUGGCACUCUGGCAACGUCCUCAAGUACGUGGAUGCGUCACUAUGUCGGGACGAUAUCGCUGUCUCGAGACUACAGAAAAAAUGAAAGACCACCGAAGGUGA
Molecule: messenger RNA, 1320 nt
Organism: Ectocarpus siliculosus
Lineage: Eukaryota; Phaeophyceae; Ectocarpales; Ectocarpaceae
Source: the annotation of a GenBank genome assembly